AUGUGUGACCAGUCCUUGCCAUUCCGAAGCAGCAACUUCAUGUCCAAACUGCGACAAGACUACAAACAGCGCGUGUCCACCUUUGCAGAGGAUCUCUCUCGGGUCUAUGAGCUACGCGUCAAAAUAGACAGGGCAAACCGUGAGUUCAAGGAAACAAUCGGUAAGCAGAUUGACCAGUUGAUGCUCCUACACUCUGAGAUACUUCAGGAAGCCGAUGCUAUUCGCCAGGGGGACUCACUUCUCCUAACAGAGCAGGAUAUCGCAACCCUCUCCCAUCAUCCUGGUAUCCAGGUCGUUCCAGAGCACUGGCAAGCGUGCGUGCUGGAAAAUAUUCGAGAGAAUGAGAAGCUGAAAGCGCAAGAGAUGAUGGUCAGAAGCCGCUACUUGGAACUUUACCAUCAGAAAGGUCGUCCACGCAUGACUCGAAAUAAUGGUCAUUAUACACGUCGUAUGGAUUGGUAUGCUCGACGUCUAUUUAGUCGUCAAGGCAACGUUGGGGACGGACCCAUACCGGCUAGAACCGUGAAGAGACUCGAGUUUCUAAAACUUUAUGGAGAACCAGAUGUUUCAGAGACCGACUUUGAGCAUGAUUUAAGUGCCCGGACGAAUGUUUCGAUUGAAGACCUCAGACCCAGGGGACAUGGGAAGGGUCUAAUGCCAGUGGAUUAG
Messenger RNA from Fusarium subglutinans, 669 nucleotides. RefSeq lists its product as uncharacterized. Bases 1 to 669 code for a protein of 222 amino acids. Lineage: Eukaryota; Fungi; Ascomycota; Sordariomycetes; Hypocreales; Nectriaceae. The transcript has a single exon. The record is from RefSeq and is a predicted model, not a curated record.